AAUUUGGCCCGUCAACUACAUUCAGUAAACCUAUUUUCCGAUCACACUGUUGUGCAAAAGUGAUGGGACAACUUUAUAGAUGUGUAAACAAACCGAAACGUACGCUCCUCCCCAACGAUCCAUCUGAAUGGACCUAAAUUGUGCUAAUUGUUUGCGGUUUGUAAGGAUACCACUCUAUAAGUUCUUUCAUUGAAACCAACAGUGCAAAUCCAAUUGUUCGCCACUGAGCUCUCUAUGACCAACUUACUGCCAGUCAAUUUGCUGUAAAUUCAGUACUGUUUUCAGAUAGCACGGAUUAAUAGCAACUUUGUAUUAGACACUUUAACCUAACACUUCGACUAAAUGAUCAACGGAUGUCAGAAAUGUGCAGAAUGGUCAAUGAGUUUCAUUCUCAUUUGGAUUUCUCCAAUAUCGCUCUGACGAAUAACUGUGCGCACAUUUCCGAUAACGCGUUACACUCGCCACAUUAAUUAUUAAAGUGGUUUCGUGGUUUGUGAUUGGCUAUUACAGUUUAUGACGAUAUAACUUGCCAGUAUCAAAUGUCUACAUUUUCAAUUUAGUAGGCCUAUCAUAUAUAUUUUGAUUUGAAAGAAGCCUACUUCAAAGUUCAAUACGUUUGCGGCUAGACUUCAGUCUCAAUCGCGUUUGAAAUAUCCUGAGGACAACACCGUUGGUCAAGAAACUGCAGCGAUUUAGUCAUUCAACGUUUAAUUCUCGAAGAUUUCCUAGCGGCAUUGGUCAGUUCGUGACAGCAACUAAUCAGGGAAUGUAGCUUGCGCCAUUACUGCGCAACGUGUACUUAGUCAUUUGGUACAUUUACGCAACGAGAUACCAGUAUGUCUCUUGAAAGGGUGAGAAACAAACCGACGUUAUCGUUUUCAAUUGAUCGUAUCAUCAAUGGAGAAACGAAAAAAUGCAGUGAAAUCAAGUCCAACUCUCUAUCGAAUUUAUUGACGAGAAACCAGACGACGAAUACCAGCCCUUUCGGACCAGGAAUAAAUGGUUCGAAUGGUGUUUAUCGCGGCGAUUAUUGUGCUGCAGGCGAUUUCACUCACCUAGGCUCGGCGAAUCGUAUGGGUUUUGGCUCAUGUCCACUACCUGUCUUUGUAAGUGGAAAGACUCGGUCAGUAGUAAAACCGCUUGCGUUACAUUUUGGACUCGGGCACCAGACUAGAAAGUUUCAAAACGCAGAAAUUUCGUUGAAAAUGAAGAUGCCUUACAACGAUCUAAGAUUUGCUACUAUGCAACAUUUGAAUUCGUUUCCGUUACAAGAAACGCCCACUCCGAAGUAUUUUCCAGAAUCGCCAUCUUCGUCUACAUUACCAAGUCUUUCUGAAGUAGCAAAUACAUAUGAAGAGAAAAAUUUAAUACGAAAAAGAGUCAUAGAAGAAAGAAAAGAAAAGGAGCAAAAGCAGGAAAAGAAAUCAAAACAUUUUCCAUGUCCAGAUUGUGGCAAAGUAUUUAACGCGCAUUAUAAUUUGACCAGACACAUGCCCGUACAUACCGGAGCUAGACCGUUUAUUUGUAAAACGUGCGGCAAAGGAUUUCGACAAGCCAGUACUUUGUGUCGGCACAAGAUAAUUCACACGAACGAAAAACCCCACAAGUGUCGUAUAUGUUCGAAAGCAUUUAAUAGAAGCUCAACAUUAAACACCCACAUGCGAAUUCAUGCUAAUUAUAAACCAUUUGUUUGCGAGUUUUGUGGCAAAGGUUUUCAUCAGAAAGGCAACUACAAGAAUCACAAACUUACACAUAGCGGUGAGAAGGCUUACAAGUGUAGUGUUUGCAAGAAAGCGUUCCAUCAGGCCUACAAUCUAACAUUUCAUAUGCAUACACAUAACGAAAAGAAACCAUUUACUUGUACUAUUUGCAACAAGGGAUUUUGUCGAAAUUUUGAUCUAAAAAAACACAUAAGAAAACUCCACGAAACAUCGUCCAUUGAAGAUAAUAAAAGUCACUGCUCCGAAUCGUUUAUUAUUCAAACAGAAGAGUCUUGUGAGAUUUUGUAAAAAUAAAUAAUAAACACAGCGAUGAAAUGACAAAUACGGCAAAUGCUUUCAAGUAAGCAUAGGCCUAUCUUUGUUUUCUUAAAAGAGAAAAGAACAAUAAAUCUAUAAUUUUGGUAAGUUAUGUCUAUCUAAAUUCUGCCAUAGAAACAUAAUAUGUUUAUUUGAUAGUUUAUUUAAUAUAUAGUUCAAAUAUUUAACGAAUACAAUCAAAAAUAAUAUUUAUUGUAUAAAUGUAUACAUUUUCUAAGGGAUUAAUAAUACAUAUGAUUAAUUAUAUAUUUGAGGUGUAACUUCUAUAGCACUCCAGAAUGUGAAUUCUUUUCUUUUCCUCCACUGAGCGCUUCAUUUCUAGCCCGUAACCCAGAGUAGUUCUUAGCCUUGUUUUGGGCGAUUUCCCGUUUAAAAAAAAGCAUAUAAGUCUAUUCACCAACUAGAAAGCGUAAAAUGACUCUUAUCAAUUUAUUUAAAUCCAUAACAUAUAAUAUUUCAAUCCAUAAAAAGUGUUUUUCGCGGUACUGUAUAAUCUUUCCUGCUAUCGUAUCAUCGAAUCGUAUGGAAGAAUAAAAAAUAACGAUAUGUAUAAUGUGAUCACUCUAUACACAAACAUACAAACUAGCUAAGUUUGUUCUUUUUUAUGUUGAAAAGACACAUUUUUGUUUACAUUGUGAGAAUUCAAAUACUUCUAACCAAGCUACAAAUCGUGGAUCAUAUUUAAAUCUCAAAUUGACCGUACUAAAUAAUUACCGGUAUCUAUCUGAAUGAAUUGAUUGCAAAUUUAAAGUUGUUUUUUUUUUGCUUUUAUUCAUAAUACAACCGCAUUAAUCUACAAAAAUAUUUCGUUACAUUUUUUUAUUCUCUCUACCCCCCCCCCCUUCUCUCUCUCUCUCUCUCUCUCUCUCCUAUUUGUGAACUUAUUUCAUAAUUGAAGGCUUCGGUACCAGUACCUCAGUAUUUUCAGCAAAGUGCUGUACCGGUUUGUACAGAAGUUAGUCAUUUUUUAAUUUUAUUAAGUUAAAAAUUUAUUUAGACAAUAAACCCACUUUAAAUAUAACGGAUAUUUUGUUACAUCCCGUGUAUUUGUUAUAUCAAAGAAUUACAAAAUAUAUAGAAAAAUGCUCAUUUGGUGUACUUAAUAGGCCUAUUGUUUUUUAACAUUGAUUUGAGAAAUAUUAAUGUUAAGCUUAAAUGCCAUUGAUAUUUCGUUACAUUUCGUUAUUAUUAUUAUUACUGGUAGGCCUAUAUCAACGAAUUACUUCCAAGUUAACAAGCAUUAGUAAAUAAAAAUGCCCUAUUGAUGUACAUGAUGUUUUUUAACAUUAAUUUGAGAAAAAAUUAUGUUAACAUUGAAUAUGAUAUUUUUCUAAGUAAAAUAAUAUUUCAACUUCAAUCUACAAUUUCUGUUUCACUACUAAGUGUAAUUAUGUAAAUAAGGUUAUGUUUUCAUGAUUGUGAAGUAGCGAUCUUUAGUAAACUAAUUUAUGAUAAAUUAUUAUAAAAAGCAAAUUGUAUUUCUUGCGAAAGUAUAAUAUAAUAAAUUAAUUUUUAAAAAAUGUACAUUAUGAGGUAAUAUCGUGUUUAAUAUUGUAUGACGAAUACAAAACGUUAGUUACAAUAGUUAUGCCAUGUUUGUUAUAUAUAUAUAUAUUCUCGAAAAUAUUUUAUUUAAUCACAAUCUAUUAGACUUUCAAAUUCGGCCUAAUUUGUUUAAUGAAAAAAUCUUCCGGGAGAUUUUAAAAUUUUUAAAAUUAUUUUAAUUGAUGCUUUUCUAAUGGAAUAAAAAUAUGCUAAUACUUGUUUUAUGUUCGUGUAAUAAUCAGCCGAUAUCUUGGUUUUUGUUUGAAAAUUUGAAAUCAAACAAUUUUAAAUGAUAUUCAAUUUUUAAAAAGUCGUUGUUUGUAUGUGAUUUGUAGAAAACAAUUUUUGCUUCCAAUGCAAAUAAUUGUUCAUGAAAUCUGGAAUGGAGAGAAUUGUUCUUUUUAAUUCAUUUACAGAAAUAGAGUAUCAAGUAAGGCGGCAUAGAUUGCAAGUAAUUUAUGUAUAUUAUCAUGUGACUGCUAUUUAUUUAUCUUUGCUGUAAUAUAAUCUAUAGUCUUAAAUUUUUAUGCUUAAUAUGGUACAGAAGGAUUUUGUGUGGGGGGGGAUGGAAGAGUUGAUAUUCAUUAUUCAUUUCAGCUUUCGAUUCUGUCUACGGCAACAAAAAAAAAAAAAAUUAUUUAGAUCCAAAAAAUCGAGAAAUACGUAAAGCGUGUAUGGGUAAAUUUAUUCAUCUUAAUAACGAUCAUCACACGAUCAAAAAUAUAAGCAAUUUUUAAUAAUGUAUAAAUGAUAUCAAUUUAGGCAAAAAAUGAGAUUUGUUCAAAUAUUAAUCAUAUAAUUCUAGACAGAUAUCUUGUUGAUUAUCUUCUAGUUUCUCGUGUAAAAUGCUAAGUAGUAUUUUAAUAGAUGUACACUGUAAACAAAUGUUGUCGCUGAAAGCGUCUUAAUCUGUUGUGUAUUUGUAUGCAGAAUAUAAUAAAAUAUAGUUUUUUUGUGAA
Molecule: messenger RNA, 4543 nt
Organism: Anneissia japonica
Lineage: Eukaryota; Metazoa; Echinodermata; Crinoidea; Comatulida; Comatulidae
Product: fez family zinc finger protein 2-like
Exons: 2
Coding region: 837-2009 (390 amino acids)
Cellular component (GO): nucleus
Source: RefSeq, a predicted model, not a curated record